Messenger RNA from Balaenoptera ricei (Rice's whale), 3575 nucleotides. It is a transcript of the gene ESRP2, whose product is annotated as epithelial splicing regulatory protein 2. Gene Ontology annotation, cellular component: ribonucleoprotein complex. The coding region runs from base 948 to 2723 and encodes 591 amino acids. Gene Ontology annotation, molecular function: RNA binding. Lineage: Eukaryota; Metazoa; Chordata; Mammalia; Artiodactyla; Balaenopteridae. The record is from RefSeq and is a predicted model, not a curated record. The transcript has 14 exons.
GCGGCCUCACUGAGCCCGCAGUGCCGCGAGGCGAGCGGCCUGAGCGCCGACAGCCUGGCGCGGGCCGAGCCGCUGGACAAGGUGCUGCAGCAGGUGAGCGCUGGGGCCGGGGUGAAUGGAGGCCCGGCCGGGCUGCAGGGACAUUUCUCGGCGGGAGAGGCGGCAGGAGGCGAGGCCUGGCGCACCACAACCAACUGGCCGGGGCGGUAGGACAGGUUCCUGUUGUUUGAAACUUUCAGCGACUCCCGCGUGUGCGUGUGUCCGCGUGUGCCGGCCAUUCCUAGGGGGGCGUCUUUUCAGACUUUCCAGUGGUCCACUCCUACUGAGGGGGUGGAGAUGGAGGCUGCGAGACCCCUCCCAGAGUCCCCGGCCUGCGGGAGAGGUAGGCUGAGACGCCUCUGGGGACCUGCCCGGCCAGGUCUCCCAGAACAGCAGCCGGAAGCUGAAAGGGCCGAGGGGCCCAGACUUGGCCAUAGGUCACGGUCCCUGCUGCCUGCAUCCUCGGCCCACCCACCCGCCAGGGAGACGCUGGAGCAGGGGCGUAGGGCGGUUUCUGCCCAGGAGGCAGGCGCCGCCAGGUGUAAGCUGCUCGUCCUGGCCUGUCUCGGCCGGCUGGCCAGGCGUGGGCGCUGUCCGGACCCCGCCUGGAGGCUACCUGCCUCCUGAGUGCAAAGGCCUGGGGUGCCUCCCGGCCCUGGCUGAAGUGGGAGUCGGUUCCCUUUGCUGUUUUUCUUAUCUUCAUUACUGGGCUCACCCUGUGCCUGACUCUUGAGUGGAAUGAGUGAAAGUGCUUUACUAGCACAAGUUCUUUCAUCUUCCAACAACUCUGGUGGUUCCUGAUGAGGAAACGGGCACAAAGAUGUCGAACCUGAGUCUGUUCCAGAAGGACUCCCAAGUUCUCACAGCUGGUGAGCGGGGAUGUGGCUUUGCUGGGCGGGGGCCCCUACAUGCUCUGCACUGAUGGGCAGCAGCUGCUGCGACAGGUCCUGCACCCUGAGGCCUCCAGGAAGAACCUGGUGCUCCCCGACACCUUCUUCUCCUUCUACGACCUCCGCAGAGAGUUCCACGUGCAGCACCCGAGCAGCCGCCCUGCCAGGGACCUCACUGUGGCCACCAUGGCACAGGACUUGGGGCUGGAGACAGAUGCCACAGAGGACGAUUUUGGGGUGUGGGAAGUGAAGACAAUGGUAGCUGUCAUCCUCCACCUGCUUGAUGGACCCAGUGGUCAACUGUUUUCGAAGCCCGAAGUGGUAAAGCAGAAAUAUGAGACAGGGCCUUGCAGCAAGGCUGACGUGGUGGACAGCGAGACUGUGGUUCGGGCUCGCGGGCUGCCCUGGCAGUCAUCAGACCAGGACGUGGCUAGAUUCUUCAAAGGGCUCAAUAUUGCCAGGGGUGGUGUAGCGCUGUGCCUCAAUGCCCAGGGCCGCAGAAAUGGUGAGGCCCUCAUCCGUUUUGUGGACAGCGAGCAGCGGGACCUAGCACUGCAGAGACACAAGCACCACAUGGGUGUCCGCUAUAUCGAGGUAUAUAAAGCAACAGGAGAGGAGUUUGUAAAGAUCGCAGGGGGCACUUCACUAGAGGUGGCUCGUUUCCUGUCACGGGAAGACCAAGUGAUCCUGCGGCUGCGGGGACUGCCCUUCUCGGCUGGGCCAGCAGAUGUGCUAGGCUUCCUGGGGCCAGAAUGCCCAGUGACUGGGGGUGCCGAAGGGCUGCUCUUUGUGCGCCACCCUGACGGCCGGCCCACUGGUGAUGCCUUUGCCCUCUUCGCCUGUGAGGAGCUGGCACAGGCUGCAUUACGCAGGCAUAAGGGCACGCUGGGUAAGCGAUACAUUGAACUCUUCCGGAGCACUGCAGCCGAGGUGCAGCAGGUCCUGAACCGCUAUGCCUCCAGCCCACUCCUUCCCACACUGACUGCUCCACUGCUGCCCAUCCCCUUCCCACUGGCAGCUGGGACCGGGAGAGACUGUGUACGCCUUCGAGGCCUGCCCUACACAGCCACCAUCGAAGACAUCCUAAGCUUUCUGGGGGAGGCAGCGGCUGACAUUCGGCCCCACGGUGUGCACAUGGUACUCAACCAGCAGGGUCGGCCAUCGGGUGAUGCCUUCAUCCAGAUGACAUCAGCAGAGCGGGCCCUAGCUGCUGCUCAGCGUUGCCAUAAGAAAGCAAUGAAGGAACGCUAUGUGGAGGUGGUCCCCUGCUCCACAGAGGAGAUGAGCCAUGUCCUGAUGGGGGGCACCUUGGGUCGCAGUGGCAUGUCCCCUCCACCCUGCAAGCUGCCCUGCCUCUCACCGCCCACCUACGCCACCUUCCAGGCCACCCCAACACUCAUUCCCACUGAGACAGCAGCUCUGUAUCCCUCUUCAGCACUGCUCCCAGCUGCCAGGGUGCCCGCUGCCCCCACCCCGGUUGCCUACUACCCAGGGCCAGCCACUCAACUCUACAUGAACUACACAGCUUACUACCCCAGCCCCCCAGUCUCCCCCACCACUGUGGGCUACCUCACCACGCCCCCUGCUGCCCUGGCCUCUGCUCCCACCUCAGUGUUGUCCCAGCCAGGAGCCCUGGUCCGUAUGCAGGGUGUCCCAUACACAGCUGGUAUGAAGGAUCUGCUCAGCGUCUUCCAGGCCUACCAGCUAGCCCCCGAUGACUACACCAGUCUGAUGCCUGUUGGUGACCCACCUCGCACUGUGCUACAGGCCCCCAAAGAAUGGGUGUGUUUGUAGGUGAGGGAGCCAGGAGGUAAGAGCUGGCUGAUGUCCUCAGCUAAUGGGACUCUCCUGCAUCCAGAGAACCAGGGCCCUCAACCUGGUAGCUUCUUUCUGGCUUCUCAGAAUUCUCAGAAGGCCCCCAGAGGAGCUCAAGCCCCAGCUCCAUCCCCCCUACUUAUUACUCUGCCUGUUCACCCCAAAGAUGAUGGCUGGACCCUGAAUGCAGGGCUGGGGGUGGAAUGGCACUACCCUGCUCCCAGUGGUCUGAUCUGGGCCUUUUAAGUAGCAGAGAGCCUUUGUUCUGUUCAGGCUAUGGUCCAUGCCUACAGAUUCCAUAGGGCUGAUGUCCAUAGCAGGCUUGCUUGCUUUUUAAAAAAUGUAAACCCUGGUGCCUUUAGCGUAUGACUCCAGGGAGCUUCUGAGUAAAGAUCCCAAUGUUCUACCUUCCCCUGUCCCUUCUGAUGGGGGGCAGGGGGGCAGGGUGGCAGAGAGCGCUGGCCCCAGUCCCCAGGAUACUGACCUCCGUGGUCACAUUGCGCCAGUGGUGGUCCCACCUAAGGAUGCUAGCCCCCCUCUAGCGUGACACAAAGAAUAACAGAUGGCAAAAAUCACAGGCUGUUUUGAUGGACUGUACUGCAAUAUCCCCAGAGGACAAUAGGGGGCACGAGGCCCUCACACAAAAACUCAGGCUUGACUUUUAAAGGGACUUCUGCCUACUUUUCAUGCACACCUUGGGCAGGUCAGUUGUCCUGAACUCAGCAGACACCUUGGAAUGUCCUUUGCACCCAUUAGAGGGUGCUGAACUGAAGCUUCGGAAGGAAUUUGGAACUCUACCCUCUCCUCCGUAAAAUAAACAAAGGUUCCCAA